This is a messenger RNA of Micropterus dolomieu (smallmouth bass), 2436 nucleotides long. RefSeq names its product excision repair cross-complementation group 8 (gene ercc8). Bases 202 to 1407 code for a protein of 401 amino acids. Lineage: Eukaryota; Metazoa; Chordata; Actinopteri; Centrarchiformes; Centrarchidae. Gene Ontology annotation, biological process: protein polyubiquitination; proteasome-mediated ubiquitin-dependent protein catabolic process; transcription-coupled nucleotide-excision repair. Gene Ontology annotation, molecular function: protein binding. Gene Ontology annotation, cellular component: Cul4A-RING E3 ubiquitin ligase complex; nucleotide-excision repair complex. The transcript has 13 exons. The record is from RefSeq and is a predicted model, not a curated record.
UCCAACAUGGCGGCCCAUUUGUUUUGAGUUGCUGCGAAGCUUGUUGAAAUGAAUGUAAAAUAAACAAUAAAUUAUCAAAGUAACGUACCCUAAUAGAUUUAAAUAGCGGAUUUAGCUAUUACGGAGCGGUGGGUACAACCAUGCCGUGUUGGACGCCCACAAAUUCAGUCUGGAUCAGAAGUUUACUUCAGUGUUGAAGCAAUGUUGGGAUUUUUGACAGCGAGGCAGGCAGGUCUGGAUGACCCUCUGCGCCUGAGACGUGCAGAGUCAACGAGAAGGGUCCUCAGUCUGAAGUUGAAUCCUGACAGAGACGUGGACAGAGUCCAUGGAAACGGCAUCAAUACCAUUGACAUUGAAGCAGUAGAGGGCCGAUACAUGUUGUCUGGCGGAGCAGAUGGCGUUAUCGUCAUCUAUGACCUGGAGAACUACACUGGAAAACCACAGUACACCUGCAAGGCAGUCUGCACAGUGGGCAGGUCCAGCCAGUAUGUUCACAAAUUCAGCGUGGAGACAGUCCAGUGGUAUCCUUAUGACACAGGCAUGUUCGUCUCCAGUUCCUUUGACAAGACCAUGAAAGUCUGGGACACUGAGACACUAAAGCCUGCUGAAGUCUUUCUGUUUGAGGGCAAUGUCUACAGCCACCACCUGUCCCCCAUUGCCAGGAAACACAGUCUCAUUGCAGUUGGCACCAAAAACCCUAAAAUCCAGCUGUGCGACUUGAACUCUGGUUCACGGAUACAUGUUCUUCAGGGUCACAGAGCAGAGGUCCUGUCUGUGCGGUGGUCGCCCAGAUAUGAGCACAUCUUAGCCACUGCCAGUGCAGACAGCAAAGUGAAAGUAUGGGACGUGCGUCGGGCUUCUGGGUGUCUCCUCACUCUGGACCAGCACAAUGGAGACAAGUCAAAAGCGUCCUCUGAGGCAGUGAACACAGCUCAUAAUGGCAGAGUGAAUGGCCUGUGCUUUACUGGCGAUGGCCUCUACCUCCUCACCACUGGAACUGACGACCGCAUGCGACUAUGGAAUAGUGCCACAGGGGAAAACACACUGGUAAAUUACGGGAAGGUCUCCAACGAGAGCCGUAAAAGGCUGCAGUUCACGGUGUCGCGUGGCUGCAGCCCAGAAUUUGUGUUUGUGCCAUGUGGCAGCUCAGUGGCGAUGUACGCCAUCCACACCGGAGAGCUGGUCACUAUGCUCAGGGGUCACUACAACAACGUCGACUGCUGCGAGUUCCACCCAGACUACCAGGAGUUGUAUAGCGGAGGUAAAGACUGUAACGUCCUGGCGUGGGUUCCUGUCCUUCGUGCCUCAGACGUGGAAGAAGAGUCAAACAGUGCAAAUAAGCGUGCUGCUGGCCAGUCUUCAGUGAACCCUGCCUUACAGGAUGCAUGGAGCAGUGAUGAAGAUUAAUUCUGAUGUUUUGUAUGUGUGAGCAAAGUACACGUUGAGGCAUCUGACCAUGCAAAUGAGCACACACCCUCCACGAUUAGCUUGUCAAAAAAAUGAUCGAUGAUGUUAAUGGGUUUAGGGAAAUUUCUCCUGUUUCAUCACUGCGGGCAAAGAUGAAGGCCUUAAAAAUGGAAUUGAAAUGUAUAAACAAUUGUACAACAAUGUUAUGAAUGUUUGGGUUUUUUAUAUAUUUGAUAUAGCAUUGUUAUUGUUUUGCUAUUUUUAUUUUUUUUAUUGGAAUGUAAAACCAACACGGUCCUUGGUAUCCAGCAAGUGUCAUGUUGCUGAAGUCCCCUUAACCUGUUGCAAAGCAGUUUUGUAUUUUCAGUAAUUAAUUGUAGUCAUGGGGGAUGUCUGCCAAUGUUUGUGCAAAUUCAAAUGCAUUGACCGUUUACAGAUGCUGAAUAGUUUAGACAAUGUGUAGUAUUUAUGUAAGAUUUUGGUUAAAGGGACAUUAAAGUGUUUAGAGAGGAAGAUGUGCAAGAGUUUAAAAAGGUGUGGUGUCUCUCUUAAUGUUUAUGUGCUUCUGCAACCAAGUUGACAAGAUACAUAAGUCUCACAUGGGAGGGACUGGGUAUUCAGGGACACACAGUGUCUUGUUGUCAUUCUUGACAUGCUUUGCAUUUGUUUUUAAGUUCUACUGCCAGCACUUGCUGAAACUUAGCAGGAAGGAGUGAUACUGAAACCUUUCUGUCUGACCUCUCCCCCUUUCACAGUUUUACAUAUUGUGAUGUGGACACCUGGAACCCAAAUGAGCCCCCCCUCCCUAAACCCACUAAUAACAUAAACACAGUACAGUGAUCAACAUAGCCAUUAUUUCUUGGUAAUGAUCCAAAGAUUUUGAAUAUGAAAACACUAUUUAUGUCUUGUCUCUUAUUAUCAUAUAAUGUAGCAGUCAGCUCUUUCACCCAAAUUACCUGAAGUGUCUUGAAUUGUACAGUUUUUCACUUGGCUGCCUCUUGUCUAACAUUAAAAGCACUGGGGAUGCUA